Molecule: messenger RNA, 2007 nt
Organism: Echinostoma caproni
Lineage: Eukaryota; Metazoa; Platyhelminthes; Trematoda; Plagiorchiida; Echinostomatidae
Source: the annotation of a GenBank genome assembly
AUGCUCCCCUAUGUUACAGGCAUUUAUCUAACCGAUUUGACAUACAUGGAUGUUGCUGCGGCUACUGCAAGUUUACAUGAGAAUGGUGGAUCGUGGGGAAACCAUAGCAAGCAAGCUCGAGUGAACAAUUUACUGCGCAUUAUUGCCAACUUCCAACAGUCAACUUAUCCAUUCACUCGAGAUGAGAAGGUCGCUGCAUAUUUGGAAUCACAACGCUACAUCGAGGAGUUGCAACGAUUCAUUGAAGAUAACAACUACAAAUUGUCCCUCAAAUUAGAGCCCCCUACCGGCGAUGCAUUCUCUGCCACAUCAAGUGAUUCCAUUUAUCCGUUUCCCGUUAAAACCAACUGGUUUACCUCGACCGUCCUGAAACCAGUUCCUGUUUCUACCACUUCUCAAGAACCGGGGAUUCAAGAGCGACGUGGUGCCCUUGCUCCAAAUCAAUCUUCGGCAUCUCUUUUGGACGGGGCUGGAUCCCGUCAAACGCCGGAGAUGCAUAGUUGUCAUUCCAGUCCAGCUCACUCCAUCUCUCAUCGUCACCGGAUGCCCCUUGAUGGUUUUCUCGCUUCUCAGUUAGUCAACAAAUCCCCAUCUUUAUCACACUCGGUGUCUAUUCGCGACCGGUCCUCCACUCGAGAUCGUCAUUCUCAUGAUCAGUCGUCCAGUGUACUUUCGACGCGUCCCUCGUUCCGUCAUCGUCGGAUGGGAAGUUGGACGGGCAAGUGUUGGCUCUCAUCACAAAUGGACGGCACCAAUCUUAAUGUGGGCAACUCCUCGUGCUCCAUAUCCUCUGGAUCGACCAACCGUAGUCAGUUGAUCACAGAUCAUCCCGUUCCUGUGCAACAACCGCUAAGUCAGUUACUUGAUCAGACCGAUUUGGCCACGGCCGCUGCGAUACCUAACAUACUUUCACCUGUCCCUCCCAUCACUGGACUCCAUCGAGAUGAAGCUGGGUCUCCAUCUUCCGAAGCCAAAUCUGGACGUUCAAGUGGCAGAUCUAAUCGACCCAAAGCGUUGACUGCCAUUCUCCCAACUCAGCCACGCGUCCGUUUGGAUUGUAAAACAUCAGGUUCCUUUGCCGGAGGAGAUUCACUUCGCUCGUUGACCCAGAUAAUGACAUCAGCAGAUAGACCUACCCGUUCCCCUCAGCUCACGCGUGUGCAAAGUUCGUGCGUUAGAAGCAGAACACCAAGAGUGGAUUUCAGUUCGAAUAUUGCAAAUCGUGCUAAAUCUCCAACGAACAGACAAACUCGUUUGCGUCAUUCCGCAUCUCAACCCCGCAAACUUCGAGAACCCAUUUCGGACAGGCGCAUCCGAAACAGUCCACCAAAAGGUGAUGCAAAAGAAGGUCAACUACACUCACUCCAAGACCAGGUGCUUGGUCAUUCUGGCAGGUCAACGCCAAUUCGAACCUCGGAUUCGACUAGUUCGUCAGCCAAAGAACACUCCCAAGGUUUGUCCAGCUCGGUGAUUCCUAAUGUGUUGAUCGCAUCUACCCGCUCGUUGGGGAGUUCACCCGUGGUUCCUGUAUCUGCGAUGUGUUAUUCCUGUACCGACCGAUCCCCGUCUCCGCGACUGCCGUCAAGUUCAGAUACCGUUCCUCCAGCGUCCCAAAUACAUUCCACAAUCGGUAUGAAGCCUUCCCGAUCGCCCAGCUCGGUUUUCUCCGCGGUUACAGGGCACAGCUCGCCAUCCCAUUUGGCACAAGCCGCCUUGGCUGCUGUCCAAGGCACGUUUGCGGACCAAUUGGCUCGUUUGAGCGACACCGACAGCCGUCACCUUUCCGUCCCCGAAGUAUUACCUCAACACUCUAGCCUAAUUUCACCAACGAAAGCAGUGUGUUUAGAUGUGCAGUUUUCCAAUGGUCUCAGUGUGCUGCGGGAGGCAUUCACGUGCAUUGGUGCAUUCGAAGACAUCAAUCAACCCGUUUUGAUGAAGAAGUCUCCCUUGGAGGGGCGGAACGCUCCAGACAUUGAGGUUAUCGAGUCGAAGGUGACUCGUUCUUGA